AAAAUUUAAGUUACAGCUGAUAUCGCGACUAUAUACUGACUCUCGCUCUUACUCACUCUUACUGUUAAUUCUCUCAGAUUCUCUAUUGCUUAGAUUGCUUAUAUUUUUUAUAACUUCAGUAUGUACACACAAAAGGUUGACUUAAUUUUUUUACAUCAAGUAUAUAAAAACGAUCCAAUUCUAUUUAACAGUUAUAUUGGAAAGAUGGUUAAGAUAACGAUGAAGGAUGAAAGUGUCUACUAUGGUAUCGUUUAUACAGUUGAUCCGAUAUCAGAAAGCAUUGUGCUACUACAGUCAAAAACGCUUAUGCAGUAUCGUCUGAAAAUAAUAUUUAAUCACUCCAUAAAAAAUGUUCAAGUAACAUCAGAAGCCAAAACGUUUGUACCGGAAUUAUUUUCAUGUGUGAAACUUUCCGAGGCAAUGCUCACUAAAAGAAAGGAUGUUGUUAUGCAAUUAUUAUUGGAGAAUCGAUUUCCAGUUAAAGAGGAAGAUGGUAUCUUAUUUAUAGAAGAUACCGUGUCGAUAGAACCCCCAUAUUAUCCUGAAAAUUGUACUUGUACUAACAGUAUUAUCCUUAAUAAAGUACAAAAUAUUUUAAAUCAUGCCAAUGUUGAAUAAAAUUAACAACAUUGAAAUUGUAUUCUUUAAAUGGUCAUUUAUUAAUCUACAAAUAGAUGUUGCAAAGAUAGCACGAGAA
Monomorium pharaonis (pharaoh ant) is the source of this 697-nucleotide messenger RNA. Its product is annotated as gem-associated protein 6. The transcript is spliced from 3 exons. The coding region runs from base 121 to 618 and encodes 165 amino acids. Gene Ontology annotation, biological process: spliceosomal snRNP assembly; spliceosomal complex assembly. The record is from RefSeq and is a predicted model, not a curated record. NCBI's taxonomy places the organism in Eukaryota, Metazoa, Arthropoda, Insecta, Hymenoptera, Formicidae. Gene Ontology annotation, cellular component: SMN complex; nucleus.